Messenger RNA from Papaver somniferum (opium poppy), 2254 nucleotides. RefSeq names its product apoptosis inhibitor 5-like protein API5. The coding region runs from base 185 to 1876 and encodes 563 amino acids. The transcript is spliced from 17 exons. Gene Ontology annotation, cellular component: nucleus. Gene Ontology annotation, biological process: regulation of programmed cell death. Lineage: Eukaryota; Viridiplantae; Streptophyta; Magnoliopsida; Ranunculales; Papaveraceae. Gene Ontology annotation, molecular function: mRNA binding. The record is from RefSeq and is a predicted model, not a curated record.
AAGUAACCUUCAAAUCAGAACAUUUUUUUUUUUAAUUUAAAACCCGGAACCAAACACAAACAAAGAGAGAGAUAGAAAGAGUCACAAGUUCACAAAUUCGUUCUACAGUUGUAGUCUCACCGGUUUCUGCUGCUUGUUUAAUUGUCUUAUCUUCUCUGAAUCUCUAUAAAUUAGCUUUCAAGUGAUGGCUGAUGUUGCUGAAGAUGGUAGUGACAUUGAGAAGCUUUACGAGUACGGUGAACGUCUUAAUGAAUCUAAAGACAAGUCUCAGAACGAGGCAGAUUACAUUGGUAUAAUUGAUGCGGCAAAAGGGAGUGUAAAGGCGAAACAGUUAGCAGCUCAACUAAUUCCAAGGUUCUUUAAGUUCUUCCCAACUCUAUCCAGUAAAGCUGUAGAUGCUCACUUUGACUUGUGCGAAGAAGAUGAGCUUAAGAUCCGAGUACAAGCAAUUCGUGGACUUCCCCUUCUUUGCAAGGAUACACCAGAAUAUGUGGCUAAAAUUGUGGAUGUUCUUGGGCAACUUCUUCUAACUGAAGAAAAUGUGGAGCGUGAUGCGGUGCAUAAAGCUCUUAUGUCAUUGCUGCGUCAGGACGCAAAAGCUUCCUUGACAGCCUUGUUUAAGCAUAUUGAGAACACCGAAGAACCGAUUCCCGACGACAGUAUUCGUGAGAAAGUUUUAAACUUUAUCAAGGAUAAGGUGUUUCCUCUGAAGGGUGAACUCUUGAUGCCUCGAGAGGAAAUGGAAAGGCACAUAACUGAUUUGGUGAAAAAGAGUUUGCAAGAUGUAACUGGGGCAGAGUUCAAAAUGUUUAUGGACUUUUUGAAAAGCUUGAGCAUAUUUGGAGAAGGGACUCCCCCAGAGCGCGUGAAAGAGCUGAUUGAAAUCGUUGAAGGACAAGCUGAUCUUGAUGCACAGUUCGCUGUUACAGAUGUGGACCAUAUUGACAGACUGAUAUCAUGCCUACACAUUGCUCUUCCAUUUUUUAUGAGGGGUGCACCAAACAGCAAAUUUGUUAAUUAUUUGAACAAGAACAUCCUACCGGUUUUUGACAAGUUGCCGGAGGAAAGAAAACUAGAUUUGUUCAAGAACCUUGCUGAAAUUUCUCCCUACACAUCUCCUCAAGAUUCACGGCAGCUCCUUCCUUCUGUUGUUCAGCUUAUGAAGAUAUACAUGCCUCGCAGAAAGACUGGAGAGGAUAUGGACUUUUCUUGUGUAGAAUGCUUAUUAUACACCUUUCACCACUUGUCCCACAAGACUCCUAAUGCUACCAAUAGUCUCUGUGGCUACACGAUAGUGACAGGUCAACCAUCAGACAGGCUUGGGGAAGAUUUUUCUGAGAAUUUUAAAGAUUUUACUGAGAGAUUGACUAAUUUGGAGGAGCUAGCUAAGAAUUCAAUGAAGAAAUUGACUCAGGGGUUGGCAGAACUCACCAAGACGAUGAAUGCCGCUAAAACUGAAGAGAACGCUAGCUUUAAAGCAAAGCAGCAGAAUUCUACCUCCGGACUGCGAACCUGCAACAAUAUUCUCUUAAUGACAAAGCCAUUGCACUUAAAAGCACCUUCGUUUAUUGGUGAUAAGAAAAAGAUCAAUCUAUCAUGGAAAGAGACGGUUAAAUCUACACCUCCUCCAACAACGGCUGCCACAGGUGUUAAAAGAGGUUCUACUGCUGUUAACGGAAAUGAUCCUGCACACAAAAAGGGGCGAGGUGAGGGAGGUUUGAGGAGCAACAACAACAACAACCAACUUGUAAACCGGGCCUUCCAAGGCUUGCCGCGUGGUGGUGGUAGUGGUGAUGGUGGAGGUAGAGGUAGAGGUAGAGGAAGUGGAAGAGGCAGGGGUUGGGGUGGCCGGGGAAGAGGAAGGGGUUAUUAUUAGCCAAUUUCUCUGUGACUUCUCGGUUAGGUGUACUCAUACGUGGAUAAUAUCAUUCGGAAGUCUUAGGGUCCCAUCUUCCAUACGGGUGAACUACUACUGAUACUGGCACUCUGCAAUAUUAUAAAUUUUCAGAGAAUUAGAGAGGCCAGUCACGGAUUCACUUCAAACUUAGAUAGCUUGUUUGGUUUAAUAUUCUUCCCAAAUUUGUUGAAACUCUGGGAGCUGCAGAGAAUAUGAGAUUCAUUCCGUUUUUGUUUGUUGAGCUCCCAUCUAAUCUUAUGUAAAAAUUAAGACUAGUUUUAUGCGUGUUCCUUACUAAUAUUUUAAUGCGUCAACUCUUUUAUGAAUUUCUUGAGAAAAAUAUUUUUAUCUGAACCA